Molecule: messenger RNA, 7086 nt
Organism: Mercenaria mercenaria
Lineage: Eukaryota; Metazoa; Mollusca; Bivalvia; Venerida; Veneridae
Exons: 3
Coding region: 6056-6694 (212 amino acids)
Source: RefSeq, a predicted model, not a curated record
UAUCGAUGCCACAGGCCAAUGUUGAUGGGGACGGCUCAGUUAUUUCUGACUAAUGUGCAUAAAGAACAGAAUGUAUACUCUUUUAAUUUGUUCUUCUGAUGUCAUGGUUCCAUCUAGAUGGAAGACAAUCUGUAUGUGAAAUUGUUUACGCUCUGUAUAAUGUAUUACUUGCACUGUCUGAAAUCAUUUCCUGUAGUUUAUUAUCUAUCAUCUGUUCAUAUACAUUUGUACAUUGAUAUGUGCAGUCAUCAGCCGUAAUCUGUAUAAGGACUUGCGGCAAAAACGUCAAUGUAUUUCUCAUUCGCGAUGUAUUGUAUUUAUGGUGGCACAUUCAUGACAUGAGCCGUGCCAUGAGAAAACCAACAUAUUGGCUUUGCGACCAGCAUGGAUCCAGACCAGCCUGCGCAUCCGUGCAGUCUGGUCAGGAUCCAUGCUGUACGCUAACGGUUUCUCUAAUUGCAGUAGGCUUCGAAAGCGAACAGCAUGGAUCCUGACCAGACUGCGCGGAUGCGCAGGCUGGUCUGGAUCCAUGUUGGUCGCAAAGCCACUAUGUUGGUUUUCCCGUGGCACGGCUCAUAUUAGUAACAAUGCAAGGAAAUGUAACUUUUCUACAUUAUUUCAAAAGCAUUGCAACAGUUUAAGAUUUGUGAGAAUAACUUGCAAAAAACAUGCCAAGAAGUUUCUAUCUUAGUCACUUUCAGAGUACUCACUUUUUAUGGAUUUUUUGUGAGAAAAACAUUUUCGCCUAAAAUUCUUGUUGCGAGUUAUCUGACAUGCAAAAAGGUCCAGACCAUUCCUCCUUUUAGAUAAUAACAUGAAUCUUAAGUUUCACAUCAGUGGUUAACGCCAAGUAACCCAAAAAGGUCUGUCACAAUGGUUACCUGUUACGAGUCCGGGGUGCAAGAUGAUGGCAAAAACGCUUGAAAAUCAUGCCUGUUUUGCAAGAAUGAACUUUCACAGUCCGUUCAUAGUAAGCGUAUUGAAGUAUCUAUGAAACAGAAAUGAAAAAUUUUAAAUUAGAGAAAAACUAACUAGAAAAGCAAGAAGAUUACGUUCUCUCGCGGCAUUUCAUAUAUAACAUCUAAACAAAUGGAAAACUGAAGUCUGUUACGUAGUUUAUUUAACGUUUAAUGUGUUUUUAAAGACUCUUAAUCAUUUAGAACAAAGUUAUCGGGUGUCGUAUGUACAUAAUAUAAAUUCAUAAUAAAUAUUUUGGUAAUGAUUUUUGAUAACAGCCCUGUUAGCGCGAAAGAUUAUGCAUACUGUGAAUCGAGUGGUCGCGAGUUCGAUCUCCGGGUGCGGCCUGUAUGACAGUUUCAUUGCAGAAAGCCUUGCAUCUCAACUGUCUAUAUUCUUAAAUUAAUCCGUAAAAAAUCAACGGUAACUAAAACAGAAUGGCGUAAGCAAACUGGUGUAUUUCCCCAGACAGUCGUAACUUAAUCAGAUAUGUGUAUGAUAUAAAAACAAAUAAUGCAAUAUUUGAUUAAUCUCGCGUUAUAAGCAAAAACAGAUUUGAUAUUUAAUAAAGUCUGAUACGGCACAAUACCGUUAUUGAUAACCUUUAUGUUAUACAACAGAACUAUAUACAUGCACGGGUAAUCGUGUUUACAUAAAUAGCAGAUCAUUGACGUGCAGUAGAUCAGGUGGUAUCUACCGGCAGUCUGACGGAACAAGAUUAAUGGUCCUUGACUGGUGAUCGUGACAAUGACGCAUUUACAUAUCAAUAAAAAUAAUAGGGUCGCUUUACACAUAUGCGGAGUCUGUUGAUAGAAUCACUGAGCGCAUCUUUUUAGUAGGGAAAAUAUUAACCAUUGGGGCUGUACAAAUUUUUAAAUACUCUAUGUGUUUUAUAUCAAGAUGCUAACUGUACUUUGGAGCUUAAAGGGAGGCGAUGUCUUAUAUUUUGUUGUACUUACUGUAUUGAUAGGAUCAGAAGAGUGUUGUCCCCUACGUCUACGUUAACUGGAUAGUUUAAAACAUUUAACGAUUAUAUUAAAGCAGACACGGUAAAACUAUAAAGAAUUCUAACACGCAUUAAUUUGAUUGCUAGUUAAACAAAGAAGAUAGUUAAUCUGUAUAUUUCUUCCAUAAAACUACGUUUUUUUCACUGGAUCCGCCCAUGUAUUAACGAGGGAGAAAAUCGUGUUCAAACAAGCCAGUUCGCGGGCUGUCAAUACACGAUUUUUUUAUUUUUGAAAUGCUUUUCCAGAGAGGACCAUUAUCCUUGAGCAGACGGAAAUCUGGUAUCUGUGUAUUGUUUCUUCCAUAACAACCUGUUUUUGUAGCAUAAAAGAUACAGUCUAGUCCAUCGUAAGUUUCGCUGUAUCAGUUACCAACCCAAAACGCACUGCCUCCAACAAUGUAUUUACUGAAUUUUACUUCUUUACUCUUUUUUUUUUUUUUUUUUUUGUCGAUAACCGUGAAUGUAUUGAAUUACGUGUAAUGAGUGCGACUGUUUGUAUUUUAGGAAUCAUAUUAAUGAUUUUGAGAAGUAUCAGUCGGUAUGUUUUUCUAUCUAAUUUCUCGCAAAAUUCGUAGGAAUAAUGUCAGUAUUUUGGUCGAAAAUGUAUUCCCGUUUACUACAUUUUUGUCAGUAUGCAAAAUCAUUGGUAAUGUAAUGAUUGUAAUAACGAGGAAUAAAAAAAAAACGUUUAAAAACCUUCAGUACAUGCUUUGGUAGUGUUGUUGGUUAUGAAUAUUUAAAACAUGUUAAGCGUUUUCAAGAACAAUUGAAUGGGAAUUUAAAAAAAUGUACCGGAAUUGUAAAGUCAUCACAUAUGAAAACUAUAUCAUCGGUCUCGGUCUCGGUCACAAUCAUUCCCGCUGGCUAAAGCAGACGUUAAUACACAAACAAAACGUGUAUUUUCAACAACAAAACGGUUGACGUGCGAACCGGUAAGAGAGCUGUCAAUCAUGACGUCAAAUUGCUGCUUUACGUCCUGUUCAUCGCUACUUGGAUAAAUGAAGCACUAGAAUUUCUAUUAUUUGUACCGUGCAACGAUGCCUGGACAGGAUACCUGAACAAUAUUUACAGGUUAUUAGCUUUGUAUCGGGAAAUAUGCAAAAGUUCUGAAGCGGAACUAUUGCUCGCCUUUAGGAGCGCAAUAUUCUUCCGCAAAAGAACGAGGUCAAUAUUUACAGGUUGUUAGCAUGCACGAGUUAUGAUGCGGAAAUAUUGCGCGACGUUAGGACUGCAAUAUUCUUCCGCUAAAGAACGAGAUCAAUAUUUACAGGUUGUUAGCAUGCACGAGUUAUGCAGCGGAAAUAUUGCGCGACGUUAUGACUGCAAUAUUCUUCGCUAAAGAACGAGUGCAUGUUAAAAACUAAAAUAAUUAAUGCAACUACGUAUACCCACAUUAACUUUCGUCACGCACCCAAUAUGAUAUUCAGGCGUCAGUGUAUUGAAAUAUUGACGUUUCCGGUACCAUUGUAACUUAACGUGGAAUUGAAAUGAGUAUGUAAUAAAUAAUUACAAUGCAUUUUUAUUCGCGACGAUAAAGCUGUAUGAUCUACUAUAUGUGUUCACAAUUUUAAUGACUGUCCAUGGCCUUUCACGUCACGUAAACAUUCAGAAGGUAGCAAUGUUUCACUGGGUACAAGUUGUUGCAAACAUCACGUCAUCAACUCACGGAAUGUGUACAUUUUGACGUGACGUUAGAACGUUAACCAUUCCAACAGUCACUAUAAGAUAACGAUUAUGUCGUUUCAGAGAGCUAUAACUGCCAAAGUAUGCAGACGUUGGAUCCAUCUAAACAGUUUUGAUGAAGAGAAUAUAAAUCUGUAAAUAUAAAGUACUCGCGGUUUAGUAAUUUGCAUUUGGGUAUGAAAAACAAGGUGCUGUUUAAAGUGAGCGUGAAGAUAUUCGUCCACCAUAUUCAAAAGACGCCCGUAUAUUCCAUACCCGAAUGUAAACUAUUACCCUGUGAUCUACUUCUUGCUGAAAAUGAAUGUAAUGUGUACAAAAAACAUUAACUACAUUGCUUUAUAUUCUAAAAUGAUUGCAUUAGUCUUAGAUGAAGAUAACUAUUUCGUCCAUACACACGCUUUUAGUUCGUUUCUUGAACAGUAUAUUUCAGAGAUCACAGCGCCAAGUUUGUCACAUGACGUUAUAUAAGGCACGGGUAUUUUACAGGAAGAGAGCAUUGUGAAUGGGCAGUAGCUGCUCCAACAUCAACCGUUAGUUGACGAUUUAUUUCUUAAGGAAAACUAUAAUUUAAAAGGCUUGUCAUAUUGGAUAAAUUAAAAGAAUGUUAAGAAAAAACUGAAAUAUUACUGGCUGUUAAGUAAUUUCCAUAUUAGCAUGAAAUACAUGGGCGUGCUUGACUGAGUACGCGAUUAGCUCUAAACUGUAAAUUCGAAAAUUCGACAAAUUUGCGUUGAUAAUCAUAAAAAAAAAUCAGUUUUGAGAAAUAUCAGGGAAAUGUGUAGCGGAUGUAUUGCAAAUACUGAGCAGUUCAUCGUGUGACAUUUUCAGUCUGCUGAUUCCGUUGCUUUUAUGAUAAAACAAGAGCUGUCUGUUGACUAUCGACUAUUUAAAGUAUUGGUGGAAGUAUGGGGUCAACACAUUACCAGAGAUUUUCAGGCAAAAGAAGAAAAAUAGAUACGACAAACAAUGUGCCUAUAUUUGUGGAUUUGGAUAAUAAGUCUUGAACUGUAUGCCAAUGUUUGACCAUGAUGGUAAGCAAGUGUUCAAAGUUUCAAAGCCAUAUAUUAAACAGUUUAGACAAUGUAUGACAUGGUAUGCGAAACUUAACUAAUUUCUAUGUCAACUUGAAAAGGGCCAUAACUGAGCUACAGUCCUUGUCCUAGUUUUGUCUUGCCUACGUAUAUAAACUAUGAUGGUAAACAAGUGGUCAAAGUUUCAAAGCCAUAUGACAAGCAGGUUUGGCAAAAUAUGGACUGGUAUGAAAAAUUUAACUGAUUUCCAAGUCCAACUGAAAGUGCCAUAAUUCAGCCAAAAUAGUUGACAGAAUUAUGUACUCUUGCCUAAAGAUGGAAAUCAUAAUGAUAAGCAAGUGUUAAAAGUUUCAAAGCCACGUAUCAAAUAGUUUUGACAAAACAUGUACUUGUACGAAAACUGAACGAAUUUUCAAGUCCAAAAAGAGCCAUAAUUCAGCCAAAAUAGUUGACAGAGUUAUGUACUCUUGCCUACAGAUAGAGACUUAUAUAAUAUACAAGUGUUCUAAGUUUCAAAGUCACAAGCCGAACAGUUGUUACAAAUCAUGGACUUGUACGAAAUCUGAACCAAUUUCCAAGUUCAAAUAGGGCCACAAUUCAGCCAAAAUACUAAACAGAGUUACGUACUCUUGCCUACAGGUAGAGACUGUUAUAAUAAACAGGUUUGCCAAGUUUGAAGUAAAUAUCUUUGAUGGUAUACAAGAUAUUACCAUUUCAUAAAAACUUUAACCAACGUCGGCGCCGGAGUGAGUAGAAUAACUCUUAGUCGAGCUAACGAGUAAAACUCCGGUUUUAGGACACUAAAUUUUGAGGCAUUUCCAUUUCGUCUGACUUCCGUUACCUCAGGUGAGAUUUUUAACCCGACCGUCUACACGGAGCUAGCAAAAUCGAUUCAAGCAUUUAUUCUUUGUUGCGGGAGAUAAAGAUAUGUGUUCAAACAUUGUCAAAAGUUAAUUAUAAAACAAGCACUUUCGGCUUUUUCAAGGGUAGCAUAAAUCAAAACAGUAAUGGCGUAUUUCCGUCUAUAUAGUUCAAUGUAUAAGUGCUAACAAGUUCCAAAUAAGUGCAGGUCAGUUAGUAGUGUAUAACGUUUGAUCUAGCUAUGUGUAGCUGAAUCAUAUUCAAAUCUGUAGUUUUAUUUGAUAUAUACUAUUGCCAGAUAUAAACUCACGUUAUCAUUUAUUUAAGAAAUAUUGUGAUUUAGGAGUAUGGCCACGAAAUACAUUAACCCGUUCAAGUGGCAGGGGUCAGUUUCGUAUUGUGGCCCGGGUACGUUUUUUGAGGGAUUCGUGCGGAGAAGUAAUUGUUGUGUAAAAUCAACAGUAGCGGUUUAGGGAUACAUUUAAACAUGCUAAUAUUUAAUUAACAUAAUGAUACAAUGUACAUAAAAGGACGUAGCCGUGAUAAGCAUGCUAACAAGUUGCCAUGGAAAUUGAAAGAAAGUAUACAUCAAGGGCAUGCUCGGAUAUCAUUAUUUUACAUCAGUAGAAAGGACAUUAUGGACGGCUGCAGCAUGACUCGGAGAAAAUCGUAUGAUACAAGUGAAAAAGACGACAGCAGAAUGGUGAAGGGCUUUCCAAGAAGAAGUUCUCUUACUGCUGCAAAACCAAGCCUUCUCACACGCCGUCGUUCGGAAGUCACUUUGCGCGAAAUACAAGAAGGAAAGAAGACUGAAGAGAGAAAAAAGUCCGUGCUUUUUCGGCAAUAUUCAACAAUAUCUGCCCCGAAAAUCAUCUCGGAAAGGCAGGUUAUCGAGAAAGCCGUUUCGAAAAUAGAUGCCACUAAGGAAGAUGACGACUUGGAAUUACCCAGAAUUCCCUCUGUGACUCCGGAACCGUUAGAAAUCAGACUGGCCAGUCAAUGCAGAGAUAGAGAAGCGUUCAAUGAGAAGCUGAAAAAUGGUUCAUACCGACCAAAACGUUGCUGGUGUUUCAGAUGCCAGCUGAUGUACUCCAUGUUCAAAGCCGGGGACGAUAGACUUGAGAUGUGGGGAAAUUACCCCUGCUUGAAGCGUUGAGGUAAAAGUGUGGUGUCACAAAGAAGACUUUUAAUUACAUGACUUUAAAUAUUUUCAUUUAUAUAAAAACUCAAACUGAUACAACUUGACAGAAUUUAAAAUAUCUAUUGCAUUAAAAGGAAGUGUGGCGCCGUUAAAUGUCGCAACGCCGUUAAAUGUCGCAACCACCGUUUAACGUGGCAAGGUUGACGUUAAAUGUCGCAACCACCGGUAAAUGUCGCAAAAUCAUCUGCAGCUAUAUCACGACGUGCGAUACGACAUACGACGAUACGAUACGACACACAUCACGACGCACGACAAUGCGACACGACGCAUGAUAUUGAUGUCGUAUUGUCGCAUGUCGUAUCGUUUCACGGCUACUAAACGCUAGCGCCACCACCAAAUUGUGGUGA